Molecule: messenger RNA, 429 nt
Organism: Kogia breviceps (pygmy sperm whale)
Lineage: Eukaryota; Metazoa; Chordata; Mammalia; Artiodactyla; Physeteridae
Source: RefSeq, a predicted model, not a curated record
AUGUCUGGACGUGGCAAGCAAGGAGGCAAAGUUCGCGCCAAGGCCAAAACCCGCUCUUCUCGCGCCGGGCUCCAGUUUCCCGUGGGCCGAGUGCACCGCCUGCUCCGCAAGGGCAACUACGCUGAGCGUGUCGGGGCCGGCGCGCCGGUGUACCUGGCGGCGGUGCUGGAGUACCUGACGGCCGAGAUCCUGGAGCUGGCGGGCAACGCGGCCCGCGACAAUAAGAAGACGCGUAUCAUCCCGCGUCAUCUGCAGCUGGCCAUUCGCAACGACGAGGAGCUCAACAAGUUGCUCGGCAAAGUCACCAUCGCGCAGGGCGGCGUCCUGCCCAACAUCCAGGCCGUGCUGCUGCCCAAGAAGACCGAGAGCCACCACAAGGCCAAGGGCAAAUAAGGCCUCAAGAGCAACGCCUCCGAAACCAAAGGCUCU